This is a messenger RNA of Drosophila nasuta, 2327 nucleotides long. RefSeq lists its product as uncharacterized. The transcript has 3 exons. NCBI's taxonomy places the organism in Eukaryota, Metazoa, Arthropoda, Insecta, Diptera, Drosophilidae. The record is from RefSeq and is a predicted model, not a curated record. The coding region runs from base 97 to 1146 and encodes 349 amino acids.
AAAAUUUCAGUCAUAAACUGCCAGACAGGCAAACAAGCAACACAACAAUUAAAUCGAAAAGCAAAAAACGGAUCUUUUUUUUUUUAUUUGUAAAAAAUGGAAAAUAAUAAUGCAAAUUUAAAUCCAGAUAAUUCAACGGAGAACCAGUCGAGUCCUGUUGGGCAAACCGAUGAGACUGCGGAGACUUCGUUGACUUUGCGACGCAGUCCACGGGUCAAGCGACCCAGGAUACCCUGUGACUGUUGCACAACGGGUAUGCAUGUGCGUACCUUCACCAACAUUAUGGGACGUCGGCCGCUACACACGCCAAGAGCAACUGCAGCUCAACGUUCGGUGAAGCGCAAACGAGUAUCACGGAUAAAUCCAACAACUCUAGAUGAAGCUGAAGCUGAUGAGCGUCCUUCGACUCAGGUUCCACGUGACCGCAACAAUGUUGGCGUCCCAAAAAGAUUGCGCAGUAUUAGGCGCCGUCGUCCGAUCUUCACAGCAGCAACUGGGAGAAGAGUCGAGGAAUGCGGCGAGAUCUCUUUUGAGGCAACCCCAACACAAACGAGUGGCAACAGCAAUAAUAACGGCGAGUUAGCCUCGGUGCAAGUUUUGCCACCAAAGCGUCCGUGUUUGCCCCCAAUUCCAACAGUUGUCGCCGCAGAUGUCGACGUUGCCACGACUGCACUUGGCCCACAAUCUGCUCAAGGCGUAUCCCUUAACAUGAAUUUCACAGUAAACCUUUUUUCUGCAUUUGGAAAUGCAGCAACAAAAACUGAAUUCGAUAACAAUCAAUCAACACCAAUUGAUGCCAGGAACUUGCAGGAAAAUGCAGACACUCAAGCCACUGCAAAUACUUCAGCUGUGGAAGACAAGAAAAAGAUUCUUAUACCUUUUGAAGAAAUCAAAUCGGAACCUGCAUCGCAGGCACCUUCCGUAUUCGGUGAUGAAGAGAGCAAUACAAUUGUCAAUUCGACACUACUAUCUACAUGUAAAGAGGAAUCUUUUACGCUUCCUCGACCCAAGGAAUAUUAUCGACAGAAUCCGCCAUCACUUGAGCAAUCCAGUUCGGACGAAGAGAAUGAAGAGGACGAAGAGGAUGAAGAGGACGAAGGUUCAGAAGAGAGUCCCGAAUCAACGCGUGGUUGCGUCAUAAUAUAAACUAAAAUAUAAUAUUCUUAUUAUUAUAUGUUCUAUUUUAAAAGAAAUUGCAAAAUGUCAUCGAGUUGGAUUUGAAAAAAGCAAGCAUAAAUUAAGCAUUCGCACGUUUUGCAUUUAAAAUUGAAGUAAAAGUAUUUUGUGGAAUUUAUAUACAACUAAUUCCCAGAGAAACAAAAACAACAAAAUGCCUGCAAGUUUUCAUGCACACAGCCGGGCGUGGCGGAACACAAACAGCAAAACCAACUAAGAACAACAACAAAUGGCAGAAAACUUCAGCUGACAAGACAACAAGGGCAACAGGAGGCUAACAGCAACAACACAACAACAACCACAACAACAGCGGACAAACAGACGGAGAGAGCUAAAAAGGAUGCCACCAAAGGAAGCAAACGUUGCGUUGGCUGCUGAUGGACAAGACGAACAGCAGCAAUCGCAAGGGCAACUGCUGCUGCCAUGUUAGAGGCACGCAGCGAGACGGUUACAGCAUGGCAAACAUGGAUGAGAACGACUUGCAACGCUAUGAGACAGAGAGAGAGAGAGAGGGAGAUACAAGAGCUGGGGAUGGUCCCAAGGAAUACGACGGGAAAGUAGGUCUGGUAAAGUUCUACAACUAAUCCUGACUGAUGUUGCGACAAUAUAUAGAAAAGCACAACAUAUGCUACAGCCGUUUCGCAGCUACGCUUUGCUGCUUCCUGGCAUGAUAUUCUCUCCUCUUCAAUCCCUCUUCACUCUACUCUUUUGGCUGUUGUUUGCCAUUUGUGCCAAAGAUUUAUGCGUUGGCGCAAAACUUGCAUUUCAAAUGCAAUUCAACUAACGAAAAAAAAACAAAACUAUGAGACGACGACGAAUGCACAACUGCAGCAAAGGUCAGAAAACUAUAGCGAGGACAUUUUGUAGCAGCUAAUUGAAAUAAUGAAAUAGCACUUAAAACUAAACCCUCGAGGAAACUUCAAAAGUUGUUUCAAGUUUGAGAAACAAAUAGAGCAAAUAAUAAUAGAAUAUAUGAUGGAAAUUCCACAUUGAGAAAUAAUGUAAGACUUGAAAUUUAUAUCCAUUAAUUUUACGUUAUUUAUUAUUAUUUAUUUACGUUAUUUUUACGUUAUUUAUUAUUAUUUAUUUUACGUUAUUACCUUUGAAAAUAAUCCACAGUUGAAUAAAAUUUUUGUAAAUUAAUGUUUAAA